Laetiporus sulphureus 93-53 is the source of this 1836-nucleotide messenger RNA. RefSeq lists its product as uncharacterized. NCBI's taxonomy places the organism in Eukaryota, Fungi, Basidiomycota, Agaricomycetes, Polyporales, Laetiporaceae. The record is from RefSeq and is a predicted model, not a curated record. The transcript has 5 exons. The coding region runs from base 235 to 1473 and encodes 412 amino acids.
CUCGGAUUAGCAUUCUCGGCUGGUCACGCGCGAUGUCUUCGGACUGCUCAAGCGAAUAGGUGUCCUUUAUCGUCUCCUUGUCUUCUUUCUUAUCCUAGCCCUCGCGUCGACACUCGAGACUGUGUAAUCUACACGACCAGACCGAUAUCUAAGUCAACGACCCAACGAACGGUUCUGCACUACAGGGCGGUAUAGCUUCACGCAGCAAACCCCUCCUCACAGGCACUCACUGAUAUGGUUACAUCAUGGUGGCAUCUGCUCCUCGCUGCCAACGCGGUCUCCGCAUCGUUCAAUUCGGCACAGCCAGCACCCCAACUUCCACUUGAUGCUCCAUCCGGCAUAAUCACUUCGCAUUCCUGGGACGAACCGAUCGAUAAAGAUGCGACUGGUAAUCUCAUCUUCCAGUCGCUUGCAUCUCUCAUGCAAAUGAUGCCCAACGCGUGGUAUCCGAACGGUCACACCAUCGUUCGUGCCAGCAUACCGCCCGGCACGCUACUCUAUCACGGCCGAAGGGACGCGGACUACCCCACCAUGGAUUGGACAUCCGUCGACCCGGAGCACUCCAUCGUAUUUACAACCGGGGAGAACGGCACGCUGUUCACGUUCUGCACCACGCGUAAACUCGAUCUUCUGUACUUUGACGGGUGCAGCGCGAACCACGCGGGCGGUGUAGUCGAUGCACAAGACGUGCUGAUCUACGGAGAAGUACCUCAUGAAGCGGAAUGGGGAGGGAUGGCGAGCGAAUGGCAGCGGCUCGCAGACAUGUGCGCAUGGGGAAAGCAGUACAACAUUGAUGGGUUCAUCAGAAUGCAAUUUGAUUUCGAGAUCAUGUACUGUGAUUUCUCAAAGGGCUUGGAGCUCGUAUCCGCGGUUAAAACAGUCCGAACCGGAGGCCUAACACUCAAAGACCCACAGAGUCAUCGUGGAAUCCCAGCAUUGCUACGCACAAAUGACGAGAAGCUCGAAAGACGCUUGGGUAGCCCGGAAUGGCCCUGGAUUGAUCCAGCUCCUCCCCCAAAAGGCUGGAAAGGAAGCCCUCCCAAGGUCAUCGCAGGUGAGGUCUGGCAUGCAGGCAGCUGGCAUAAUGCCUUCCCUGGCGACAUGCGUGUGCACGUCGACCUGUCAAGCAUGAUCACCUUCUUUGACCCUGCAUUCAGGUCCCUCAUAGAACCCCGCCGGUCUCGCCAGAGGGAGGAUUAUCGCCUGCUGAACAUUUCGAAGAAGGAUAUUGCAGCUGCACAGAUGGAGGUUGAUCAUGUGCUGAGGCGCGAUUCCGGGGCAGGUAGCGGAUUUGACUGGCAGAGCCUCGCACAGGUCAUUCAGGAUAGGUUCUCUGAUCGGCUGCCGUACCUACACUACCUGUUACGCCAGCCGAUAACCAACGCGUCCGAACAGGUUGCAGACGUUCGUCAGCAACUCAUCGUCUCCCUCAUCCCUUACAUGCCGCGUGCCAGCGUUGGCGAGCCAGCAUAGUAUGCGGAGAUUGCUAGAGGCUGCGCUGCUAGCUUUACGUCACACCUUCCGAGGUCGCGGUUCACGAAACAGGAACACGUACUGAAAGCGGCUGUAGACGAGGUGCUGCAUGAAAUCUGCAAAGUGUUGACUGCGACGUGGCGAGAGGCGUAUGACAUCGAGGAACAAGACAUGAAGGCUGUGGAAGAUUUCCUGGUGAAAUGGAGAGACGAUAUCAAGGCACUGUUAGAGUGGCUUGAUUGGCCUGUGUGGCUGGGCUGUAGUCCAGCGUGCAAUGAAGAUGAAUACUGCGUUAUUCCUCAAUACAUGCCCUUCCCUGGUAGGAAGAGAGAUAAAAAUGACCGCUUGCCUCGAUGCAUCUCG